Messenger RNA from Helianthus annuus (common sunflower), 763 nucleotides. RefSeq lists its product as uncharacterized. The record is from RefSeq and is a predicted model, not a curated record. Lineage: Eukaryota; Viridiplantae; Streptophyta; Magnoliopsida; Asterales; Asteraceae. Bases 189 to 683 code for a protein of 164 amino acids. The transcript is spliced from 5 exons.
CGGAUGGGUUUUUUUUUACCAAACAGGAUUCUACUGGGUAAACCCUAAAGCGCAUCAUUGUUCCAAAAAACUGAGCAACUCCAUUCCAGUUCGCCAUCGUUUCUCCAAUCAUUCUUCCAGAAACCAACCACUGAUCAAUCUGUUUGUUCUUCAAUUGCGGGAUAAGGAUUUUUUCUUUGAGAUUAAAAAUGGACGAUACAAUGAAGCAAUUUCAAGAAAAACUAAUUGAAAUCGAGACAGAAGCAGAGAAUCUCCUACUUGCACGACACGAGUUAGUUGAGAUUGAUAGAAUGAGAAAUGGGAACAGGGAAGCGUUAACUGCAUUAAGGAAGCGGGCCCGGACCACAGUAACUAGUGUCCCUUCACCGUUCGAGUUGGUGAUGAAAGAAAUUGAUGAAUCAAGGCCUUUAGUUAAGGAGAUUUGUGCAACUUGCGGGAAUCACGAUUCUAAGGAAAAAACAUGGAUGAUGUUUUCCGGAACCGAUAUAUUUGCGCGGGUCCCGUUUCAUGCAGCCCAUACCAUCUUGGAGAAAGAUCAAACGAAGCUAGACUACGAUGUUAAGAAGCUACAAAGUUAUGUAAAAGAGAAGUCUUUUUUUAUAUCGGAACAAGGUGUUCUUGCUGACAAGAUCGGUCCAGGAGUUUUGAAGUCGAUGGUCACAUUACAAGACAAACCAAAGUGAGUUGAAAGUUUACACAGAUGCCCAACAAACAGGAAAUGUAUAAAUUUCUAUUUGAUUAAUCGCUUUGCUAGGUUCAUAUA